Molecule: messenger RNA, 1626 nt
Organism: Lichtheimia ornata
Lineage: Eukaryota; Fungi; Mucoromycota; Mucoromycetes; Mucorales; Lichtheimiaceae
Exons: 3
Coding region: 1-1626 (541 amino acids)
Source: RefSeq, a predicted model, not a curated record
AUGGAACCCAAAAACGCAACCAAACCAGCUUCAUGGAACAGCUAUCGUCAACCUUAUUCUACUUUCAGGCCAUGGAACUUGCAACGAUUGAAUCAGGCAACCCACCAUGAGCAACAACAAAAGAACGACAACGCACAACCCAUUCCCUCUGAUCAAGCAAGUGAAUUACGACCUUCAAUGAGCAACCCUUCUUCGCCUCAAGCUAGCUUUUCGUUUGAGCAACAACUACAGCAGGAGCAGCAGGAGCAGCAGUAUGGCGAGCAUAGCAUUGUAUCUCCACCACAACUUUACACCAAAGAUGAGCUUAUCAUCAAGAUCCCAGGCUCUGUUCAAAGCAUGUCACCCACACGUUUGCCACCUACGCCAACAUCAGAAGCAUCCAAAGCAGUUGACUUGUCACCCAUUGUAGCAUAUGAUACCAGUGGCUCACCGAUGGCUUCUUCACGUCCCUCAUACAAUCUAUCUCCUCCUCCUUCAUCAUCGUCAUCAUCAUUGCCUCCUCCUCCUCCUCCUGCUGCUACUACUACAACGACCGAAGUGACAACAUGGUCAUCAUCAUCGAAUGAUACUUCAUCCAACAAUGAUGAUAUUCACUUUGCAGCUCAAGGAUAUGACUCUUGGUUUGACAACAGCAAGACAUCAUCAUCUUUCAACGUAUCUUCAGCAGCAAUCCCUUCACCUCAACAUAGCACCGACCGUUUGGCAACGCGUGGUACGACAUCUCCUACUACUGAAUAUCAGCCAUCCGUCAAACGUGAUGAUGACAGCAGCUACAAAGUCUCAAGUAGCAAGAUGUACAGUGAUCACAUGGAUGAUGAAAUGCGCCCUACUUCUCCACCUUCCCCUAUGACAUGGCAGCGACCAAGAAACACCGAUAAUCCAUGGAGCACAGCUACAUUGGUUGAUAGUUGGGAAGGUUUUCAGCCAUUCGUACAAACCGUCAAGCCAACACCAGUCAUGAAGCAUCCAAAAAAGUAUCGUCAACCUGAUGACAUUCUGCAGCCGCUUGAUGAACAACCACAAAAGGAAGAAAUUGACAACAAUGACAAUGACAAUGACCAUCAGCAGCACGAGGAGCAAGAGAAUGUUACCAUUGAUACACAACAACAAGAGCAACCAUUGUCGUCUGGUUCAAGUGAUCAAUACGAGGAUGCCUUGUCAUCUCCUACCAAGAGUGAAUAUGAGGCAGAUGCCCACCACCACGACAAUAUCAAAAUGACAUUUGAUGAUGUGGAAGUGGAUGAACCAACAAGGGACAAGAACAAGGCAAAUGAUGUUGACGACGACGAUGACGAUGAUGAUGAUGAUGAUGGCGAUUGGGUGUAUUCACGAGAGGAACUUAUGGACAUGCAACCAACACACCAUGUCAGAAGAUAUUCACGAGAUGAGCUUAUGGAUAUGCAACCCGAAUUGAAAGAAGGAAGUGAACUUGGAUUAGGCGCUAAGGAACGUAUUGACAACUUUAUCAGUGUCCGUCAAGCAGCCACUCGUAAAAAUGUCAAGACACACAUCUAUCGCACACCACGUGAACCACCUGUUGAUGGUAAUGAUAUUGGCUUUCAACCUGGUAUCCCACCUCCUCCUCCUACCCAUCACAAGAACAUCAUUGUCUAUACCAACCUUUAA